UAGAAACCUGAGGGUCUCAUAGGCUAUACUUGUGGGGGGGUGAAGACUAUACCGGAAAAAAAGGACUGCAGGAAUUAUAAACACAGAGAGCUGCGGAGCGCGCAAAGGGCAGUGUGGGUAAACUUCGUCGCUGUCCAUGGUGCUGAAUCUGCCUGGGAGCGUCAUUUUCUCUCUCUCUCUAUACGGACCUGUGUCGAACCUGGGCAUGAUAAUAAUGAUGAUGAGGAUGAGGAUGAUGAUGAUGGACGCCUACAGUUGUUAACACCAGCAGCAUGAAGGACUUGUGGAUUUAAAAAACCCCUCAAUGAAGACUCCUCGGCUCGACAAAAUGUUUGUGAAGACAUCAUCAUCAUCUGUCACGUACUUUCACUGGCUGUCGAUUUACUGACCAGCUCGAGUCCGAUUAUUCAGCCAGCAAGCCGUUCAUUCAUUCAUUCAUCAACAUGUUAUAAUGAACUAUAUAGUUGCCCUUCAAGCAUAUAGGAGAUCUGCGUUUUAAUAUCUAAAAGAAGAGCAACCUGAGACACCUGCAAGGAGAGACAGACAUGGCUCGCCUGCUUGUUUUGGUCAACUCCGUGGUCCUGUUGCUUUUUGGCAGCGACAUGUUCUUGGUAGGAGCGAUUUGUGUGUGUGUGUGUGUGUGUGUGUGUGUGUGUGUGUUUGUGUGUGUUGCACAUGUGCCCAUCUCUCACCUCCCGGCAGCUGUUAUUGCCCUGUUCUGCCGACAGUAUGACAUCAUCAAAGACAACGACUCCAGUAACAGUAAGGAGAAGGCCAAGCCGUCGUCGGAGAGGAGCACGCCGGAGCACCACAGCGGAGGGCUGCUGAGGAGCAAGUUUCAUCCUUCUGUGCCGUCUAUCAACAUCAUUGAAGUUUGAGAAGAAGGAAGCUGAAGUUAAAUCCCUGUCUCUCUUCUACCAUCGAUGCAUUUUCCACCUUUCUCACUGAUGAGGAAAAAAAAGCUGAUAACAUGUUUAGUUUCUGUGGGUCAUCAUCAGUGAAUAAGGCUGGCUGAGGCUGUGUUUGCAAAAGACACA
Sebastes umbrosus (honeycomb rockfish) is the source of this 1037-nucleotide messenger RNA. It is a transcript of the gene fndc4a, whose product is annotated as fibronectin type III domain containing 4a. Lineage: Eukaryota; Metazoa; Chordata; Actinopteri; Perciformes; Sebastidae. The coding region runs from base 546 to 878 and encodes 110 amino acids. The transcript has 3 exons. The record is from RefSeq and is a predicted model, not a curated record.